This is a messenger RNA of Pieris rapae (cabbage white), 865 nucleotides long. RefSeq names its product chorion class CB protein PC404-like. Gene Ontology annotation, molecular function: structural constituent of egg chorion. The coding region runs from base 71 to 814 and encodes 247 amino acids. Gene Ontology annotation, cellular component: egg chorion. The transcript has 2 exons. Lineage: Eukaryota; Metazoa; Arthropoda; Insecta; Lepidoptera; Pieridae. Gene Ontology annotation, biological process: multicellular organism development; chorion-containing eggshell formation. The record is from RefSeq and is a predicted model, not a curated record.
GCGUAUAUAAAAGUAUGUACACUUUUGGUAAUAUUAUUCCAGUUUUAAUUACUAACUAGAAUUCAUUAAGAUGGCAGCGAAAAUCCUUCUUUGUGUUUUUGCCCAAGUUUUGCUUAUCCAGAGCAUCUCGGCGUACUGUGGUGGCAGCGCAUACAAUGCUGCGUUGAACGCACCAUUCGCCGCCGAUGCCUACGCCACUGAGAGAUAUGCGGCUAACCGCAUCGCUUCCGACCGUUAUGGAGCUGAUCGCCUAGCCGCUGACGCAUACGCUACUGAAAGAUACGCAGCUGACCGCGUCGCUGCUGACCGUUUUGCCGCUGAUGCCUAUGCCACUGAAAGAUUCGCCGCCGCACCAUUCGCUGGAUCCUACGCCACACCUUUCGCUUCACCAAUGGCCGCAUCUUUAGCCUCACCACUAGGUAGUCCAUUUGCGUCCUCUCUCGCCGGACCCUUGGCGGCUUCAUACGGAGAGAUUCCUUUAAAUUACGCAGCCGCCGCUUCUGCCUCCCACGGCGGUGCCCUCCCAGUUGCCAGUUCCUCUCCGAUCCCCCCCAACGGUGUUUCUGUCUUCUCAGAGAACGCCAUUGAAGGUGCCUUAGCCGUGACCGGUCAAUUACCCUUCUUGGGAACAGUUGCUUUGGAAGGUGCUUUGCCCACAGCUGGUUCUGGUGCAGUUAACUUUGGCGCUGGUAACGGCAAUGUUGCUAUCAUGAAUGAGGAUGCCGCAGGCUAUGGUUACGAAUCCAUGGCCUAUGGUUAUGAGCCAAUGGCAUAUGGUUACGGACGUGGACUUGGCUGCGGCUGCCGCUACUAAGUUAUUUGAUAUUCUUGAAGAGGAAUGAUACAAUAAAUGUAUAAUGCAAGA